AUGAAAAUAUCGAUUAUUGUAGCAGUUUCUAAAAAUUUUGUUAUAGGCUCCAACCCAAAAGGAUCAAAGCUUGGUGAGUUACCAUGGCAUUUACCAAAAGACCUUAAACAUUUUAAAGAAACAACUCAUGGCUUUCCUUGUAUUAUUGGUAGAUUAACACUUGAAGCAUUUGGUGAUUUAUUACCUAAUAGAUUUAACAUUAUAGUAUCAAAGAAAGAGGAGUUUAUGAACCUUAGAGAGAACAAAAAGAUUGAUUUACCAGAAUAUGAAAAAGGUGUAACAGAAAAAGGUGCAAGUUAUGUAGUAGUACCAACAGUUGAAGACGGUAUUCAUUAUGCUGACAAUACAUUAAAAACCGAUUUAGUAUACAUUGUUGGUGGUAAAGGUAUCUAUGAAACCUCACAACCAUAUACCCAUGAAUUAAUUAUUACAGAUAUAGAUACACAUAUCGAUGAUACAGAUGUUGUAGUUUAUAACCCAUUCCCAAGCGAAGAAGAGAAAUCUAAAUGGAUUCAAGUUUCACAACAUCACCACCCAAAAGACGAUCAAAAUAACUUUGAUUUUUCAAUUACAUAUUAUAAGAAAAAAGAAGAAAUUUUAAUUAAUCUACCACCACCAUCACCAUCAUUUUUAAAAAAACACCCAAUUUUAAAAUAA
This is a messenger RNA of Dictyostelium purpureum, 657 nucleotides long. RefSeq lists its product as uncharacterized. Gene Ontology annotation, biological process: glycine biosynthetic process; dihydrofolate metabolic process; folic acid metabolic process. The coding region runs from base 1 to 657 and encodes 218 amino acids. NCBI's taxonomy places the organism in Eukaryota, Evosea, Eumycetozoa, Dictyosteliales, Dictyosteliaceae. The transcript is spliced from 2 exons. Gene Ontology annotation, cellular component: mitochondrion. Gene Ontology annotation, molecular function: dihydrofolate reductase activity; NADP binding. The record is from RefSeq and is a predicted model, not a curated record.